UUUGCGUUUAUUCUGCAUUGUCACACCUAACGGUUAGGAUUCACCAGGCGGAGCAAUAUCGCACAUAAAAGGCCGAGUCAGUGAUAUAGUUGGUGUACAGUUGAACCAUUUUGACAUUUAUUUCUGACACAAUUCAGUAAAAAAGUACAGUUGCAGUAAAAAGUACAGUUGCGCUGGAAAGUGUUAACCGGAAAUAGCUAUAUUUGAGCUCAAGUGUCAAGUACUACACAGAGCUGUACCAGUUUUUUAAUUAACAACAGUGAAUUUGGAAAAAGCUGAGGAUGUCAGCCCUGCCGUCGCCCACCACCUGUGGAUGCCCACCUGUCCACUGGAUAUUCGUUGUCAUUGUGCUCCUGUCAAUGGCGAUUGGGCCGGGCCACGCCAUGCCCCGUUCAGCCAGGAAUACGCAGUUGAUGUUCAGCGAGCUCCUGGGAGGCGGAAACGAGGACAACAACUAUUAUGGCGAGCAGUUGAGGUACCAGCAACAGCAGCAGCAGGAGCAGAAGCAGCUGCGUUUGCCAUCCUUUGCCCGGAAGUGGCCUUCGCUGAGGGAUCUCCUGCUCACCGCGGACUACGAUGACUUCGGAGUGACCCAGGAGAGUGACGAGCAGGAGGCCCCCAAUUCCCGUCUGCUGGCCCGACUCCACAAGCUCGGCGACAAUGGAGGCGGCGAUGAGCUGCGCUACAAUGUCGUCAGCGACCUGACCAAUAUGCCCAGCAAGAAGGUGCUUCCAGGACAUUCCCUCAAGGAUCACAACACCAAGAAGAAUGUUCAAUUUCGUAAACAAUAUAUGUCGCCUUGCCACUUCAAGAUCUGCAACAUGGGACGCAAACGCAAUGCCGGCUACAAUCCCUACUAAAGAGCGUAAAUGCCAGAAAUCCGAAAAGCAAACACAAAAAACCAAAGUAAAAUAAACCCUUUAAAGAAAACUAAGAAUUUGCAUUGUCACAAAAUCGUUGAGCGAAGGUUCAAAUGCCAAGUAUUGUCUACUGCUCUAAUUUUAAUUAGAAACACCCGCGCGGAAAAUAAUUAGAAAUUAUGAUUACAUUGUAUUUAUAAAAUAUGUCUCGACCUACACACACACAGACACACACAUUUGAUCCCUGCUCUCUGCAAAUUGACACACACACUCACACACGCACACACUAAAGUAUUUCCAUUUUAGUUUUAAAAAUAAUUAUUAUCUAUGAUUCUUGUUGUAUUCGAAAUACAUUAAAUUGUAAUAACCAACACAAUGUUGUUAGAUAUUAAGCCAAAACGUACAUAUUACAAAGAAUAUUUAUUGAAAAGCAAACCAAACGAAAAGCGAGGAUGAUAUGUGGCCAAGUUUCUUGAAUAAAUGUUAUAUAAUUAUGGUA
Molecule: messenger RNA, 1359 nt
Organism: Drosophila biarmipes
Lineage: Eukaryota; Metazoa; Arthropoda; Insecta; Diptera; Drosophilidae
Exons: 5
Coding region: 282-860 (192 amino acids)
Source: RefSeq, a predicted model, not a curated record